Momordica charantia (bitter melon) is the source of this 2031-nucleotide messenger RNA. Its product is annotated as Tetratricopeptide repeat (TPR)-like superfamily protein. The record is from RefSeq and is a predicted model, not a curated record. NCBI's taxonomy places the organism in Eukaryota, Viridiplantae, Streptophyta, Magnoliopsida, Cucurbitales, Cucurbitaceae. Gene Ontology annotation, molecular function: protein binding.
UACACUUUCUAUUCUCUUCUCUCUUCUUCGUCUCACUGUAAACCAGCAGCUGUUGAAUUCAAUUCGGAGCCGCGGAUUUUCCGAUGGGUUCCCGUCGAUCCCUCAGUUUCCUCCGCAGAUUAUCUCGAAGACCAACUUCGUUCCAUACGCUAUCGUCAUCUUCUCUUCUCACUGGUUCAGGGAGAUCGCUUUCUCGUUCCCAAACAACCACUACAAAUCGAACUUCCAUUUCUAUUUCAUCUCCUUGCAGUGAACGUUCCAAUGGAGAAAUUCCGAAUCGCAGUUACGGUACGGAGCAUGCCCAACUGGAUACGGACGCCGACGAGAAUUCCAAAAUCGCCGAGGAUGCUGAAAGAAUCUGUAAAUUGCUGUCCAAGAACCCUAAUUCCUGCGUCGAAUCAUUACUCGAUGGUACUGCUGCUUCAGUGGAGGAGGUGUCGCCGGCUCUGCUCGUGGAGGUGCUGAAGAAGCUUACCAAUGCCGGGUUUCUUGCGCUUUCGUUCUUCAGGUGGGCCGAGAAGCAGAAAGGUUUCAAACACACCACGGAGAGCUACAACGCUCUAAUCGAAUCUCUCGGUAAGAUCAAACAAUUCAACGUGAUUUGGAAUUUGGUUAAUGAUAUGAAACGGAGAGGGAUUUUAAGUAGAGAAACAUUCGGUUUAGUUUCGCGGAGAUAUGCGCGAGCUAGAAAGGUUAAAGAAGCAAUCGAGGCAUUUGAGAAGAUGGAGAAGUUUGGAUUCCAACUGGGAGUAUGGGAUUUCAACAGACUUAUUGAUACUCUGAGCAAAUCGAGGAACAUCGGGAAAGCACAAGAGGUGUUUGAUAAAAUGAAACACAGAAGGUUCAAGCCUGAUAUCAAGUCAUACACGAUUCUUUUGGAAGGAUGGGGUCAGGAGCAAAACUUGUUGAGGUUGAAUGAGGUUUAUAGGGAGAUGAGGGAUGAUGGGUUUGAACCGGAUGUUGUGACGUUCGGUAUAGUUAUCAAUGCACAUUGCAGAGCGAGGAUGUACGAUGAAGCGAUCAAGUUGUUUCACGAAAUGAAAGCAAAGAACGUCAAGCCAUCGCCUCAUGUGUUCUGUACCUUAAUCAAUGGUUUGGGUUCUGAGAAGAGAUUGAGCGAGGCUUUGGAGUUUUUUGAACAAUCAAAGUUGAGCGGCUUUGCCCCAGAGGUGCCGACUUAUAAUGCUGUUGUGGGGGCUUAUUGCUGGUCGAUGAAGAUGGCCGAUGCAUACAGGACAGUAGAUGACAUGAGGAAAUCUGGCGUCGGUCCGAAUUCGAGGACUUAUGAUAUCAUAUUACAUCACUUGAUAAAGGCCCGGAGAUCAAAAGAAGCUUAUUCUGUUUUCCAGAGAAUGAGUAAUGAGCCUGGGUGUGAACCAACUGUGAGUACCUAUGAAAUUAUGGUGAGAAUGUUCUGCAACGAGGAGCGAGUCGAUAUGGCGAUUCGAAUUUGGGAUCAAAUGAAGGCGAAAGGAGUUCUUCCGGGUAUGCACAUGUUCUCGACGUUGAUUAAUAGCUUGUGCCUGGAGAACAAGUUAGAGGAUGCUUGCAAAUACUUUUUAGAGAUGCUUGAUGUAGGUAUUCGGCCACCAGCAGCAAUGUUUGGAAAUCUGAAACAGGCUCUUCUUGAUGAGGGCAGAAAGGAUACUGCUCUACUUUUGGCACAGAAGAUCGAUAAACUACGAAAGGCACCAUUGCCCGGUUGACAUUCUAUUUGAUACGGCCUUCAAAGUCUAGCAGAGCCAGUUAAAUGGUUCAUUUUGGUGCGGACUUAUGGUUUGGAAGAGAUGAUUCCUUGAAAUGGCAACUCACUUAUCGAAAAUGAAGGAACCCGAUACGAAUUCAUCCGUUCACAUUCUGUUUCCAGUUGUUUGGGAUCUUGCUGCGAAUAUAAGUAAAAAAAGUGUGGUGAGGUAUAGGAAGAUAUGAGUGAUCUUUAUACACUUGACUGGCCAAGGAACUCAAAAAUAACUUGGCAUUUCCAACCCUGUAAUACUCUGUGUUAUUGAUCGAUGAUUCUGCAUAAGAAUA